GAGCAACAUGAUGGAGAAGAUUAGUGUGUGGACUGUCAACAAAUAAAGAAAGCGCAGGACAGCGUGCAACGUUCGGAGCAUCUAAUCAUUUUGUUCUUCACGAGGAAAAGCUUAUAGCCAUCAAGGAACCUCUUUUGGCUUUGCUUUUCCUUCAAUCUUCGUGGGUUUUGCAGCAAUCAGAGCUGAAAUGCUUUAGGAAGAGAAAAGUAAGAAAAUUCAAAGCUAGUUUUCGCAGCUGCUUCCAAUGCCUUUUCAAUCGCUUUCUUUGUGAAUGCACCAGCAGCCAUGGCUGACGAUCUUUCUUCCUUCGCUAAGGACAUUUUUCUCUUAAAGACUUUCAAGAAGUCAACAAUUGCAUGGAGGAUGGUCGUAUUGGUCUUGGCAAUGAUCUGUGGGGUGUAUAUAUGUUCAAUUUGUCUAAAGCAGGCUGGUGUUCAAACCGAGGCUGGAAUUUUACAUAUCCAAACGGAAAGGGCAUGCCCGGAACCUAUCAUUGAACCUUGGGAAAUCCCUUACGUGCACUACCCAAAACCCAAAACUUAUAGCAGGGCUGAAUGUGCUUGCAAUCCUGUCCGGAACUUUGCCAUUUUGUCAAUGCAGAGAUCUGGGAGUGGAUGGUUUGAGACUUUUCUUAACAGCCAUGUUAAUAUAAGCUCAAAUGGAGAGAUUUUCUCUGUUAAAGUGAGAAGAAGUAAUAUCUCAACAAUUGUGGAAACUCUGGACAAAGUUUAUAAUCUAGAUUGGUUCAGCAGUGCUUCCAAAAACGAGUGCACAGCUGCAGUUGGCUUGAAGUGGAUGCUUAAUCAGGGAUUGAUGCAGCAUCAUGAACAGAUAGUGCAUUACUUCAGAACACACGGUGUUUCAGUCAUAUUUCUUUUCCGAAGGAAUCUUCUACGUCGAAUGGUUUCUGUACUUGCAAAUCAAUAUGAUAGGGAUGCUAAGUUGUUAAAUGGGACUCACAAGUCUCACGUUCAUUCGCCCCAUGAGGCAGAGAUACUUGCGCAAUACAAGCCCACAAUCAAUACGACAUUGCUGAUAUCCAAUCUGAACCAAGUGAAUGGAACCGCCACUAAGGCUUUGGAAUAUUUCAAGAGCACCAGGCACAUUAUCAUGUACUAUGAAGAUGUUGUCAAAAACAACACUAAAUUAACGGAUGUUCAAGAUUUUCUCAAAGUCCCUCGAAGAGAUUUGACGAGCCGUCAGGUGAAGAUACAUAAAGGACCAAUAUCAGGUCAAGUUGAAAAUUGGAACGAUGUGAGGAAUACACUCACUGGGACACCAUACGAGACCUUCCUUCAUGCAGAUUAUAGCAAGUAAGCUUCCUCCAUCCAAGAAUACAGCAAGGUGCUAGGAAUGUACAUAGCUCAUCUGGUUCUGUUUGCCUAAUUGCCUUCAUCUCUGAAACUUUAGUCACAAGUUGCUCCAGGAGCCAACAGGAUGGAUAAUCGCCCUGUUCGAAAUUUUGGCCAAGGCUCUUUCAAUUUUUUGUUGUUGCCAGUUUCAAUCCCAUUCCGCUCCCCUAAUCCAAUUUGAUUCAUUCUUUAUAGCCCCUCUCUGUCUAUCUUUUAGUUUUGAUAGUUGACACUAGCAGUUGAGCUGUCAAGAUAAGUUGUUAUUUAAAUUUGCAGAAUUUCUGUAAAGUCAGUUUUUUCCUUAAUGAGUACAUAGAUGUUGAAGAAACAACUCUAAGUGAAUAUACAAAUAGGA
This is a messenger RNA of Neltuma alba, 1707 nucleotides long. RefSeq names its product nodulation protein H-like. The transcript has 6 exons. Bases 286 to 1317 code for a protein of 343 amino acids. The record is from RefSeq and is a predicted model, not a curated record. NCBI's taxonomy places the organism in Eukaryota, Viridiplantae, Streptophyta, Magnoliopsida, Fabales, Fabaceae.